Molecule: messenger RNA, 948 nt
Organism: Gamsiella multidivaricata
Lineage: Eukaryota; Fungi; Mortierellomycota; Mortierellomycetes; Mortierellales; Mortierellaceae
Exons: 5
Coding region: 1-948 (315 amino acids)
Molecular function (GO): FAD binding
Source: RefSeq, a predicted model, not a curated record
AUGGGGUGUCACCCUAAAGUCUUGAUUAUCGGUGCCGGCAUCGGCGGCCUCCUCCUUGCAAUUCUGCUCUGGCGCGCCGGGAUCGACUAUGAAAUCUUUGAGCGAGCCGCCGAAUUCAAAUCCCUAGGUUCUGCUAUGGUGACCGGACCCAACAUCUUACCAGUCUUUGAGCAACUGGACUUGCUAGAACAGGUCGAGAAGAUUGCAAAGUCGUUGAAAUGCCUGAAUAUCUAUAACUACAGUCUAGAGAAGCUAGGCACCGUUGAGGCGAACACCAAGGAAAGAGCUGGAUGCUACUCAAUGGCGUUUGCACUGCCUCCACACAAGAUCCACAUGAGUAAAAAAGUUCUCGCCAUGCAAGAGGUUGACGAAGGUGUCAAGAUCCGCUGCAGCGACAACUCGUCGUUCGUGGGUGACAUCCUCGUUGGCGCCGAUGGGGCCUACUCGGGCGUGCGCCAGAGUCUCUAUAAGCAGCUCGCCCGUGAGAAACUGCUCCCCAAGAACGACGAAGGGGAACUCUCAAUGCGAUAUAUCUGCUUGGUAGGAACGACCGAGUUCUUGGAUCCUGAAAAGCACCCGUACUUGAUGGACGAGUUCAGUCAUUUCGAGAUUGUAUUAGCCAAGGAUUCUUCAGAGUCGAUAUUCCCGAGUGCAAGUCAAGGCGCGAUCAACGCUAUGCAGGACGCCACAAUCCUGGCCAACUGCAUCAACGAAAUCAAAUCCUUGACGGUCAAGGAUAUCUCGACAGCUUUGCAGGACUACCAGGACCAGCGUUAUCAGUUUGCCAAGACGCAGUUCGAGACUAGCAAACGCUUUGCCGUCAUCAUGUCCGGCCAGACAUGGAGUGAAGCAGUCAUUCGAAAGUUGGUCCUGAGUUACAUGCCCAAGUCCUUGAACCAGAAACGUCAGGCAAGACGUGUGCCUAUAGACCUCAAGCCAAUUUUUUAA